GGGUGCAGAUGGGCUCUAGAAGUCUCCGGAAUAGGGGACAGUUUGUAAUUAUUAACUCGUCGCAUAACAACAUUCCGACGAGAGCCGUAUCUCUCUCUGCGACGAAACCUUGCGGCACACACGCGACAAAGUUUGAACGAUUCAUAUUCCCCCCGCAAAUUCCAGCUGCGCGCGAGGCGGAAACGCGAAACGGCUUUUUCAUCUUCCACGGACGGAGCGCAGCGGGUUUCACAAGAGCUUCGGACUUGUUCAUUUUUCACGAUGGGCGCGGGAAUGUCAUGGUUGACCAACUUGGUCUGGGCAAAGAAGGAGAUUAGAAUCUUGAUCCUGGGCUUGGACAAUGCUGGCAAAACGACGCUUUUAUACAGACUGAAGAUUGGAGAAGUUGUCACGACCAUACCGACGAUCGGCUUCAACGUCGAAUCAGUCACGUACAAGAAUCUCAACUUCAAUGUCUGGGAUCUGGGUGGUCAGACUAGCAUCAGACCGUACUGGCGGUGUUACUAUGCCAACACCGCUGCCGUCAUUUUCGUCGUCGACUCGACCGACAUCGACCGGUUACAAACGGCCGCAGAGGAGCUGUCGGCCAUGCUGAACGAAGAAGAGCUCAAGGACGCGGCGCUGCUGGUGUUUGCCAACAAGCAGGACCAGCCCGGCGCCAAGGGAGCGGGCGAGAUCUCAGAAGCGCUGCAGCUGGGCGAGCUGCGGGACAGGAAUUGGAGCAUCAUGGCCUGCUCGGCGGUCGAUGGCAGUGGUGUGAAUGAGGGCAUGGAUUGGCUAGUGCAAACCGUGAACCAGGACAACUAAAACACGAGACUCUACGAAACAAAUAACGAACGCAUGAAGGGGGCUCAAUCAGCCUUCCUUCUUCAUUACCGAAACGCAACUUGUACAACAAACGAUAGGAUUAUGGCAACGACGGCCGGGUUUCGUCGUACCCAAGCGGCCAACGCUAUAUUGGGACAGGGAGAAGGAUAUGCAAGGAAUACCACACCUGCCUAUAUAAUAGGCGGAUGAUAGCCUUGGAAGGGGGGCAAAGCGUACGGACGGCGGCACAAUAUGAAGGUUACUACCAUUUAAUUUUAGACUUGGGAUACGCGUUAGUAUCCUGUUUCGAUUCUCAACAUUUAUCUC
Molecule: messenger RNA, 1134 nt
Organism: Trichoderma citrinoviride
Lineage: Eukaryota; Fungi; Ascomycota; Sordariomycetes; Hypocreales; Hypocreaceae
Product: ARF/SAR protein
Exons: 6
Coding region: 262-807 (181 amino acids)
Biological process (GO): intracellular protein transport; vesicle-mediated transport
Cellular component (GO): cytoplasm; Golgi apparatus
Molecular function (GO): GTP binding; GTPase activity
Source: RefSeq, a predicted model, not a curated record